Molecule: messenger RNA, 2686 nt
Organism: Ylistrum balloti
Lineage: Eukaryota; Metazoa; Mollusca; Bivalvia; Pectinida; Pectinidae
Product: anoctamin-7-like
Exons: 21
Coding region: 1-2634 (877 amino acids)
Biological process (GO): chloride transmembrane transport
Cellular component (GO): plasma membrane
Molecular function (GO): chloride channel activity; protein dimerization activity
Source: RefSeq, a predicted model, not a curated record
AUGGAGAAGAACGUGCUGAAUGGAGGCACGUACACCUACGAUGAUUACGGAUCUGUCAACAACGAUGACAAAACUGUGCUAUACCAAGAACAAAGUUCCGAUGAUGGCAUUGAAAUUGGAACUCGUCCAUACUCCCCAGGGGACGACCGUAGCUGCUUCUUCAAGGAUGGCUUACGACGGAUAGAUUUUAUACUGGUGUAUGAAGAGGAGGUGGAAAAGAAGGCGAAGAGCAACAGUAUGGACAUAGAAAAGGUGGAGAAAUGGCGCAACAAGUUCCUCAACAACAUUCGUAAAACAGGACUCGAAAUCGAGGAGGAGCGAGUACAAAGUACUAAAAAGAUAACUACCUUUAUCAAACUUCAUGCUCCAUGGGAUGUCUGCUGUUUCUACGCAGAGGACUUGUGUAUGAGGGCUCCUUUACAGGCUCACCCUAACCCAUCAGACAAUUGGUCUGACAAGGUGCUUACCAUACUUAAGAUACCAAACAUGAUGAGUGCACAUGUACCCAACGCUCCCUUAGACUAUUACACCUGUGUGUUCAAGAAAUCCAAGCUUGACAGGUUCCUUGGGAGUGAUAACCAAGAAACUUACUUCUCAAACACCCAGAGGACUCGAGUAGUCAAUGAGGUCCUUGGCCGCACGUCAUAUGGCAAACGGAAGCGAGCAGAAAUUGGUAUCGACAGACUGUUGGAAGAAGAUGUAUUCAAAGCAGCCUAUCCCUUACAUGAUGGACCGUUUGAGGUGCCCAAACACUUUGUAUCACCAGAGUCGCUUAGUGCCCGACAGGUGUUGUACCAUUACUGGGCCCGAUGGGGUGUGUGGUAUAAAUAUCAGCCACUUGACCACAUUCGCGAGUACUUUGGAGAAAAGAUUGGAAUCUACUUUGCUUGGCUAGGGUUCUACACGGCUUGGCUGCUACCCGCAGCAGUGGUUGGUGUCAUUGUUUUCUUGUAUGGGAUCAUCACCUGGUCCGGUAACACACCUGCUAAUGAGGUGUGUGAUAGUGGUGAUAAGUAUAAGAUGUGUCCACUAUGUGAUGAAGAUAUUGGCUGUGCUUACUGGUACCUGUCCGACGUCUGUAUCUACACUAAGAUUGCCUAUCUGUUCGAUCACCCUGCAACGGUUCUGUAUGCUGUCUUUGUGUCCUUUUGGGCUGUAACAUUUCUGGAAUAUUGGAAGAGAAAGAAUGCUUCUCUUGCACAUCACUGGGAUGUGAUGGAUUUUGAGGAGGAGGAGGAGCGUCCUCGCCCAGAAUACACAGCCAAAGCCACACAUUAUGAGAAAAACCCUAUCACAGGAGUAAAGGAACCUUAUUUCCCCCAGCGUGACCGUAUUCCUCGUAUUCUUUCUGGAAUAGCAGCCAUAGUUAUCAUGAUGGCACUGGUGUUGAUCUUCAUCGUAGCGGUGAUUAUGUAUCGCGUGCUGAUCAGCAUCCCACUAUUCCAGAGUCAAACCCUGCGACCAAAAGCUGCUCUAAUAGCCAGCUCCACAUCUGCCGUAGUCAAUCUUAUACUUAUCAUGGCACUUGGCAAAGUGUACGAAAAACUUGCCCUCAAACUUACUCAGUGGGAGAUGCACCGGACGCAGACAGAGUUUGAGGACCAACUUAUAUUUAAAGUGUUCAUUUUCCAGUUUGUCAAUUUUUACUCCUCCAUAAUAUACAUUGCAUUCUUCAAAGGGAGGUUUGUGGGAUAUCCUGGUCAUUAUGAUAGGAUGUUUGGAUUACGAAAUGAGGAGUGUAAUAAUGGAGGCUGUCUGAUGGAACUCGCCCAGCAACUAGCCGUCAUCAUGAUAGGAAAACAAAUCAUUAACAAUGCACAGGAAAUACUUGUACCAAAAUUAAAGUUGUUCAUCCAUCGUUUAAAAGUGAAUCUUGACAAAAAUAUGGUGAGGACACGUUGGGAGGAAGAUUAUGAACUUCUGGAUAAUGAGGGCCUUUUUGAGGAGUACCUAGAAAUGGUGCUACAGUUUGGAUUUAUCACAAUUUUUGUUGCUGCAUUCCCACUGGCUCCUUUGUUUGCCCUCCUAAACAACUGGGUGGAGAUACGCCUGGAUGCCCAAAAAUUUGUGUGCGAGACACGACGACCUGUCGCUGAUCGGGCACAGGACAUUGGCGUCUGGUUCUCAAUACUUGAUGCUCUUGCCCAGCUUGCAGUUAUCAGCAAUGCGUUUCUAAUUGCAUUUACAUCCGAGUUUUUACCUCGUCUCCUCUACCAAUACCACUAUGACUGGGACUUAAAGGGUUAUACAGCAUUUUCUUUGUCGACAAGUCCCAAUGGCACUCUAAACCAGACAUGUCUGUAUCGGGACUUGAGAGACAGUCAUGGAAACCAUACACUAUUUUACUGGAAUCUACUUGCUCUUCGUCUGGGAUUUGUCAUCCUGUUUGAGCAUUUUGUGUUUGGUGUGUGUCGACUGAUAGACAUUCUGGUUCCUGAUGUACCCGAGGCUCUAGAAUUGAAGAUAAAGAGAGAGCGUUACCUCGCCAAACAGGCCCUGGCCGACACUGAUACCAUCAUGCAGAACGUGCAGGCUGAUGAUGACGAGGAGGAGGACAUUGCCAAAGGAGAUGAUGAAGAAGCUAUGGGAAAUGAUGAAGUGGUUGUAAAAAUAGACAAAGGAGAUAGUUCCUAGCUGCAGAUCAACACCAGAUCAAUGAACAGGAAUUUGAUGACUUACACUGUCU